Messenger RNA from Lepisosteus oculatus (spotted gar), 1584 nucleotides. The record is from RefSeq and is a predicted model, not a curated record. NCBI's taxonomy places the organism in Eukaryota, Metazoa, Chordata, Actinopteri, Semionotiformes, Lepisosteidae.
UUAAUCUACAUGUACUGGUGAAGCAGUGAGAAAAAGAUAUUGCUGAGAAAAAAGGUUAAAAGAAAAGUUGUCAGGCUGUAAGUCUGUGAAAAAUGGAAGGAAGUUCUGUCCUUGAAAAGGAGCUCUCCUGUCCUGUGUGCUGUGAGAUCUUCCAGGAACCAGUUAUUCUGUCAUGUAGACACAGCUUCUGCAAAUCCUGUCUGCAGCAGCACUGGGAACAGGAGGGCUUUCAGGAAUGUCCAGUCUGCAGACGUUCUUCACUCGACCACCCUCCCAUCAGUCUGACUCUAAAGAAACUGUGUGAGGUCUUCUCACAGGAGAGGAGCCGGAGACCUCCAGUCGGGUCUGAAGAGCUGUGCAGGCUGCACAGAGAGAAACUCAAGGUCUUCUGUUUGACUGAUCAAGAAGCUGUCUGCUUUGUUUGUCAGACUUCAGAAAAACAUGAAAACCACAAAUUCUGCCCUUUGGAGGAGGCAGCAGAGAGGCAGAAGGAGGAACUCAAGGCUGCACUGAAGCUCCUGCAGAAGAAGAUAAUACUCUUUAACAAAGUAAAACAGACAUGUGAUCAAAUUGCAGCGUACAUUAAGACACAGGCUCAGCAGACAGAGAAGCAGAUAAAGGAUGAGUUUUAGAAGCUUCACCAGUUUUUACAAGCAGAAGAGGCCACCAGCAUAGCUGCACUGAGGAAGAAAGAAGAACAGAAGAGUCGAAUGAUGAAGGAGAAGAUUGAGAGCCUUACAAGAGAGAUUUCAUCCCUUACAGACACAAUCAGAGCCAUAGAACAGGAAAUGGGAGCUGAAGACAUUUUAUUCCUGCAGCUCCUGUGACUCUGGACCUCAACAAAGCAGAACCUUGACUCUCACUGUCUGAUGAUCUGAACAGUGUGAGAUGCAGAGCUGUGAGAGAGCAGCUUCCUAACAACCCAGAGAGGUUUGAUCACUGUUACUGGGAUCUGAGGGGUUCACCUCAGGGAGACACUGCUGGGAUGUGGAGGAGGAGCUCAAGGCUGCAUUGGAACCCCUGCAGAAGAAACUGGAAGCCUUUAAUAAAGUGAAACAAACAUGUGACCAUACAGCUGAGUAUAUUAAGUCACAGGCCCAGAGAACUGACAGACGGAUAAAGGAGGAGUUUGAGAAACUUCACCAGUUUCUACGAGAUGAAGAGACAGCCAGGAUAGCUGCACUGAGAGGGGAAGAGGAGCAGAAGAGUCGGAUGAUGAAGGGGAAGAUUGAGAGCCUUACAAGAGAGAUCUCAUCCCUUUCAAAUACAAUCAGAGCCAUUGAACAGGAGAUGGGAGCUGAAAAUGUUUCAUUCCUGCAGAAUUAGAAGGACACAAAGUGCAGCUCCUGUGAUUUUGGACCCCAGUACUGCACAGUCUCACCUAUCAUUGUCUGAGGAUCUAACCAGUGUGAGAUAUAAUGAGAAACAGCAGCUCCUUGACAACCCAGAGAGGUUUGAUACCCAUGCCUACGUGCUGGGAUCUGAGGGAUUCAUCUAAGGAGACACUAGAUAGAUAGAUAGGUAGAUAAUACUUUAUUAAUCUCGUAGGGAAAUUGAUGUGUUACAGCAGUCCAGCCCAAGACA